AAAAAGCUAGGGAAGACAUGGAAAAACAUUUUCUACUUUCUCCAAUAUUCUUCAUAGUUCUCUUCACAAUACCAUGUAAUUCCCAGAUUCAUGCAUGUUAUAAGAGUGACCCUAAUACCAGCACUUAUGGUUUUUGCAACAUUUCUUUAGCUUAUACAGACAGAGCAAAAGACUUAGUAUCACGGUUAACUCUCCAAGAAAAAGUGGGACAGCUAGUUAACUCUGCAUCAGGCAUUCCCAGGCUUGGUGUGCCAGCUUACGAAUGGUGGUCUGAGGCGCUGCACGGGGUGUCAAACACGGGGCCUGGAGUACGUUUCAAUGCAACAGUACCUGGAGCAACCAGUCUCCCAGCUGUCAUUCUUUCUGCUGCUAGUUUUAAUGUUUUGUUAUGGUAUACUUUAGGAAAGGUUGUAUCAACUGAGGCUCGGGCCAUGCACAAUGUUGGCCUGGCUGGAUUGACCUAUUGGAGCCCCAAUGUGAAUGUCCUUCGUGACCCCAGAUGGGGAAGGGCUCAAGAAACACCAGGGGAGGACCCUCUAGUGGUCUCAAAGUAUGCUGUUAACUAUGUCCGAGGCUUGCAAGAAGUCGAUGGAGAAGAAUAUUUCAGCAGUCAAAACAAGCUUAAAGUCUCAAGCUGUUGUAAACAUUACACUGCUUAUGAUCUUGAUGACUGGAAGGGAAUUGAUCGGUAUCAUUUUGACGCCAAUGUAUAUAACCAGGAAAUUAAGCUGCCGUUCAAUUUGUUUGGUUACAACUUGGAAGUUAUAAUAAGCAGUGAAAGGAAAAUUUCGCAGGUGACAGCACAGGAUAUGGAGGAUACAUUCCAGCCACCAUUUAAAAGCUGUGUAGAGGAGGGUCAUGUUAGCAGUGUGAUGUGCUCAUACAAUCGCGUGAAUGGAGUUCCAACUUGUGCUGAUCCAAAUUUGCUCAAAGGAGUGAUUAGGGACCAAUGGAGUCUAGACGGAUACAUUGUCUCUGAUUGUGACUCAAUUGAAGUUUACUAUGAUGCAAUACACUAUACUGCCACACCUGAGGAUGCAGUCGCCCUUGCUCUGAAAGCAGGUCUGAACAUGAAUUGUGGGGAUUAUCUAGGAAAGUAUACAGAAAAAGCAGUGAAUCUGAGCAAGGUGGACGUGUCUAUAAUUGAUCAGUCACUGAUAUAUAACUACAUUGUACUAAUGAGGCUUGGAUUCUUUGAUGGCGAUCCAAAAAUGCAACCAUUUGGAAAUCUUGGACCAUCUGAUGUGUGUACCAAUGAUCAUCAGUCCUUGGGAAUUGAAGCUGCAAAACAAGGAAUAGUUUUGCUAGACAACAAUGGUGUGCUUCCUCUGUCACCAAGCAACGUCAAACACUUGGCUCUUAUAGGUCCCAAUGCUAAUGCCACUGGGACAAUGCUAAGUAUCUACGCAGGGGUACCUUGCCGCUACACCACCCCUUUCCAGGCGAUGCAGAAGUAUGUAGCGAGCAUAACAUAUGAGCCAGGAUGUGCAAACGUUCAGUGCACUGAUUCAAGCCAAAUCAAGGCAGCAGCCAAGGCUGCAGCUGCAGCCGACGUGGUGGUGCUUGUUAUGGGGCUUGAUCAAUCCAUCGAGAGAGAAUCACUGGAUAGAGUGAACUUGACAUUGCCAGGGUUUCAAGAAAAGCUUGUAAAAGACACCACUAAGGCAGCAAAUGGAUCAGUUGUUCUAGUGAUUAUGUCAGCCAGUCCUAUUGAUGUAACCUUUGCUAAGAAUAAUAAAAAGAUCGGCGCAAUUUUCUGGGUUGGCUAUCCUGGUCAAGAUGGCGGUGAUACCAUUUCUCAAGUCCUCUUUGGAGAUUAUAAUCCAGGUGGGAGGUCUCCUUUCACUUGGUAUCCACAAGAAUAUGUUGACAAUGUACCAAUGAAUGACAUGAACAUGAGAGCAAAUGCCAGUAGAAACUUUCCUGGAAGAACUUAUAGAUUCUAUAAUGGAAAAUCAAUAUAUCCAUUUGGCCAUGGACUAAGUUACUCAAGCUUUUCUUCGUUCAUCAUUUCAGCGCCUUCCACCAUUGUCGUAAAGCAAAAGACAACCCUUGACUCAGAUACCAUUCUUUUAUCUAACAUGACUACUCAAGCCAAUGGCCAAGCCCUUGAUAUUUCAAACCUGAAUUGCCAGAGUUUAAGGUUUAACAUCACAGUUGGGGUCAAGAAUAAUGGCAAAAUGGAUGGAUCCUAUGUGGUUAUAGUGUUCUGGAAGCCAACAAAUAUGGGAGGAGGACUGACUGGAGCGCCUAAUAUCCAGCUGGUGGGGUUUGAAAGAGUCUGGGUGGAGAAAGGGAAGACAGCAACAGUGACAACAAAAUUGGAUGUCUGCAAAGAUUUCAGCUUAGCUGAUGCAUAUGGGAAGAGGAAGUUAGUCACAGGGCUGCAGACUGUAGUUGUUGGUUCUUCAAGUGAGCGCCAAGUUAAGCAUCCGUUUAACAUUAGGCUGGCUACAAAAGAAGAAUAUGGAGCUGUACAUUACGUCUAAUUCUUAAGAAACACAUGCAGCGUGCUUGAAUUUGUGCUCUCCAUUAAUAUUCUAGAAUUUACUGCUAGAAAAGAGGAGCAUCUAUCUAGAUCUAGAGUCUAGGCUAUUGCCUAUUGGUGGUGAUACAGAAAGAAUACUGGGUAAAAGAUCCAGGAUUCUGGGUAAAAGAUCCAGAAGAUUGCUGACUUAUAUGAAACAACUAAUGUAGUGUAAUAUGCAAUAAAUUUAUAA
Nicotiana tabacum (common tobacco) is the source of this 2720-nucleotide messenger RNA. Its product is annotated as putative beta-D-xylosidase 5. Gene Ontology annotation, molecular function: alpha-L-arabinofuranosidase activity; xylan 1,4-beta-xylosidase activity. Lineage: Eukaryota; Viridiplantae; Streptophyta; Magnoliopsida; Solanales; Solanaceae. The record is from RefSeq and is a predicted model, not a curated record. Gene Ontology annotation, biological process: arabinan catabolic process; xylan catabolic process.